This is a messenger RNA of Rhinolophus ferrumequinum (greater horseshoe bat), 1922 nucleotides long. RefSeq lists its product as uncharacterized. The record is from RefSeq and is a predicted model, not a curated record. Bases 371 to 1678 code for a protein of 435 amino acids. Lineage: Eukaryota; Metazoa; Chordata; Mammalia; Chiroptera; Rhinolophidae. The transcript is spliced from 3 exons.
UGAGGCAGGUGAGGCUUGGGUAAGGUGACCCUGAGCCCGGGGGCCUCCUGGACUGACGAGAGCCCGGGCCUGGGGAAGGUGCUGGCCCCACACGCUGGAGGGCACAGGACAAGGACACGGUAGGCCCGGCCUGAGCCACCGCCCUCGGGUGCAGCACCUGGUGUGUGAGGCCUGGCACUGAAUUGCGCCUGCGCCUCCAAAGCCUCACUCUUGCCUGGGGGCGGCUGCGCAGGAAGCCUAGACUCGCUUGUCACAAGGUGACGCGGCCUUUGGGCACCACUGCCCGGGUCCUGAAUGCGAUGCUGCCCUUUGUGUCACUAAUGCCAGGUGAGGCCCUGAUGCCAGGUGAGCAGGAGGACAAGCCUGGACGAUGACCUCUUCAGAAAACAAUCUUGACAGCAAUAACGGCCGACCCUUUGUGGUGCACACCGUGGCCCAGCAGCCUUACCCAAGCUUCUGGUACCAGAAUCCUGCCUAUAAUCCGUUCUGCGUUCCCGGGGCAGGGUCCAGAAAUGGAAGCCUGUAUUUCCCAUGUUCAGUGGUGCCCAGUGAGUAUCCCGGCUUCCUCGUACCUCAAUCCCCGUUGCCCACUACACUUAACCGCAGACCGGGAUUCCCUAUGUGUUAUCAUCCAGCACAGUUCUGGCACUACAGUGGCUAUGCAAGAAAAAUGAAAACACAAGAGACUCAAACUGAACUUCAGCAGGAGAAUAUGAGCAAAAAACAAGAUUUACACUCUAAAGGCAACAGCCGUGACAUAGGCAGGGUGACCAGUUUCUCUACUAACAGUGACAUAGAAAGUGACAACAUUCCCGAAGAAACAGAUGGGGCUUGGUCUUCGGUUGCUCAGAAGAGGGAACUACAUGCUAAGAGCUCUCCUAAUGAAACACUGUGUGGUGACACACCUCAAGGAAGCUAUGCAUCUGAGAACAAGAAAAUGAUGGAAGAGGGCAAAGGAUCUCUUGUAAUACAGUUCUGGAAGACUUUCCAAGAAACCGUGCAUUUGUAUGACCUGGUUUAUGGUAGAUCCAUGCCAGAGAAUGUGCAGCACAAUAGGAUUUCACGGAGUUCAUGUGAAAGUCUGGGUGUGCCCAGUAAUCCUCAGGAGGGUGAAGACCCCAUUUUGUAUAAAGGUGAACAAAUCGCUGUCGGGUCAGAGCAGUGUCAGGUUGUAAGACAUGAUGAGAUGUUAAAGUCAGGGUUAACCAUGGAGACGGAUAAAGAAAAGAAGGGACAUGUAGCUGUUCCCCAAAUCCUGCCACCUCCAGAUGAAGUGAAAGACGGAGUUGAGAUCCAUAAUACUCUGAACUCAGACUUGUAUCCAUCUUCUGGAGAUGUCACCACAUGUCACGAAAGGCCACUGUGCAUCAGCAUGGAAGCAGUCAAGGACCUGAGCCUACAAUCUAGAUCCCAGAAGACCCUUGUUGGGGAAAGAAAGCCAGACAACAGUAGGGGGAGCCAUGGCUUCCCUGAGAAAGUAGAUGAAGAGGAAGUGGGAGAGCAGAACAGUUACUCCCAGGGGGCCGUUCCCUCAGCUGCCUGGUUGGCCCAGUUUGAGAAAGUUGAUGAAGCCAUCCAGUGUGAUAGUUGCUGGUGGCAGGAUGCAGAACUGGAGAGGUGCCUUGAAUCAUCAACAGAAGGGAGUGGAAAGGGAACAGGGAGAGAUUCAAGGCCUUGAGCUUUAUCCUGAAGAUGAAAACUUAAAGAUAUUGGUAAUGAUUCUGUGUAUAAGGUAUCUUGAGUCUCUUAUACAACCAAUUUAAGGAGAUGUAUUAUUCCAUCACUAUUUCAUAGGAAACUAUUUUCUGAGUUCCAGUUACAAAGAAUAGCUAAAUAUUACAAUGUCAUGUUUGGUUUAGAACAUUGAUUUUUCUCUUGAUUUGAACUAAUACAGCUAUUAUACAAAAACCAAGUUAAGAAAA